AGAAGAUGGCGAGGGUGUGUAGGCGGCAGCAAUGCUCCGUUGAGAGACGCGGCUUUCGGCAAGAACUGGACUCGUGGCGCCACAAGCUCAUUCACUGUGUAGGUCCCGUUUCCCUCUGUGCGGCGGCCGGCGGGACUAUAAGGGCUUAACUCAUAUAUUUAACCCCCCUCCAAAAAGAUUUGAAAGUAUUCUUGAAGGGCUGUUUGGACCUGCAUUAUUAAAAGAUCUCAGUUUAUUUAAAGACUGUGAACCUGAAAACAUUUCUGAUUGGACUUUUGAUGAAAAUUGUCUAUUCUGUUGCUUGAGAAGAGAUAAAGUAAAGGGACACUUAGUCGGUCUGGAUGAACCAGCUUCGGGAGCUGGGCAAGAAGCUCUGCUUAAACAAGAGCAAGCAAAAAUCAUUCGAUUCGAGAGACAAGCAGAAGAGUUCCUCAAUGCAGUCUUUUAUAGAAAAGACAGUCCCUGGGUCUCCGACCCCAAUAUUCCCCUAGUGGCCCGUGAGAUCAUGCAGCGAAUGAUCCAACAAUUUGCUGCUGAAUAUACCUCAAAAAAUAGCUCUACUCAGGACCCCAGCCAGCCCAAUAGCACAAAGAACCAAAGCCUGCCGAAAGCAUCUCCAGUCACCACCUCUCCCACGGCUGCAACUACUCAGAACCCUGUGCUCAGCAAACUUCUCAUGGCUGACCAAGACUCACCUCUGGACCUUACUGUCAGAAAGUCUCAGUCAGAACCUAGCGAACAAGACGGUGUACUUGAUCUGUCCACUAAGAAAAGUCCGUGUGCUGGCAGCACGUCCCUGAGCCAUUCUCCAGGCUGCUCCAGUACUCAAGGGAACGGGCGACCUGGGAGACCCAGCCAGUACCGCCCAGACGGACUUCGGAGUGGUGAUGGGGUACCUCCAAGAAGCUUACAGGAUGGAACCAGGGAAGGUUUUGGACACUCCACAUCACUCAAAGUUCCAUUGGCUCGAUCCCUGCAGAUUAGUGAAGAACUACUGAGCAGAAACCCAUUGUCCACAGCUGCCAGCCUUGGGCCAUCUGGAUUACAGAAUCAUGGACAACACUUAAUAUUAUCCAGGGAAGCCUCUUGGGCAAAACCACAUUAUGAGUUCAACCUCAGCCGUAUGAAGUUCAGGGGAAAUGGUGCACUCAGCAACAUCAGUGACCUUCCUUUUCUUGCAGAAAACUCUGCCUUUCCAAAAAUGGCACUUCAAGCAAAACAAGAUGGAAAAAAGGAUGCGAGCCAUGCAUCUCCUGUAGAUUUAAAGAUACCACAAGUUCGAGGAAUGGAUCUUUCUUGGGAGUCUCGCACUGGUGAUCAGUACAGCUAUAGCUCUUUGGUAAUGGGUUCACAAACGGAGAGCGCGCUUAGUAAAAAGUUAAGGGCUAUUCUUCCAAAACAAAAUAGAAAAAGCAUGUUAGAUGCUGGACCCGAUUCUUGGGGCUCAGAUGCUGAGCAGUCUACCUCUGGACAGCCAUAUCCCACAUCGGAUCAAGAAGGAGACCCUGGUUCCAAGCAGCCUCGGAAGAAAAGAGGGCGUUACAGACAGUACAACAGUGAGAUACUGGAGGAAGCAAUCUCAGUGGUUAUGAGUGGAAAAAUGAGUGUUUCCAAAGCUCAGAGUAUUUAUGGGAUUCCCCACAGUACACUGGAGUACAAAGUAAAGGAGAGGCUGGGCACUUUGAAAAACCCUCCAAAGAAAAAGAUGAAAUUAGUGAGGUCGGAGGGGCCAGAUGUUUCUGUAAAGAUUGAAUUAGAUCCCCAGGGAGAGGCAGCACAAAGUGCAAAUGAAUCAAAAAAUGAGUAGGAAUACUGUAGAGUGCCAAUUACUGUACAAACUGGGUGAGCACUACUGCAUUGUUCAGCUAUCAUUGCUUACACCUGACUCCAUUUACUGUGACACUUGUUUCUUUGCAGAUUUCGCAUUGACUUGUGUGUACAGAGGUGAAAGGUGCAUUCUGAAUGUUGCAUAUUUUAAAAUUUUCAUGUGCAGUAUGGCUCGGGAUAUUGUUUGGCCUUUUUGCAUGUUUCUCUACAAAAGAGAAUUGAGUUACCUCACAGAGAACAGAUACAUGGAAGUGGACUCCUUGCCUGUAGAGCCUGCAUGCUUUUCUUUCUUUUUUUUUCUUAAGUUAUAUUUGCCUUUAUUUAAAAAAGAAAAGAAAAGAAAAGAAAAAAGCCCCCUUUUAGAAACCACCUCUGUCAUACUGGGAGCUUUAUCAUUACAAAUUGGAAAGCCAUCUUAUAAAAUCAUUCGUGUUUCUCUUCUACAUUUCAACUAAUUGAAGGAUUAAACUAAAAAAAAUCCUAGGAACAAUGAACCUUUGAAUUAAAGAAAUUUGGUUAUUCAGUGAUACGUAAUUAUUUAGGUCAAUUUACAUUUUAUGAUUUUCUUCUCACUAUUAAAUUUACUUAACAAAUCAGCAAUCUGUUUAGUGCUCACCCAGAGGGAAAGGAGGUGGAAAAUGUGCACACACUACCUUCAGAAAUGCUUUGGUUAAUUACUUUGUAACACUACCUUUGCUGUAAUUUUAUUUGGUAUUUUCUAAGGGUAGAAUUUGGUCUCACCAACAAGUGAGGAUAUAGCCUUAUCUCAUGGAGGACGAGCUCCGUUCUUACUCAGGAGCAGUCAGGGUACAUUACAUAAAACAAUAGAGGAUGCCUCAUUUUAACAAACUAAGUUUCUUUGUAUUCUUAAAACCUUUUACAGAUUUGAUCAUGUGCUAACUAACGACUGGAUGUCGUUGCAGCAACUAGUUUAAAAUAUUCAAGAUCUGUUUAUUGGGGAAAGGGAGAAGUAAGGAAAGAAGUGUGUUUAAGUAAUUAUAAUAUUGCAAAGUGGUGUCUAGAUUUUACAGCCUCAGUAGUCUGCCCAAAUAUCCACAUGAAUGAAGGAUCCAUGUUUGUGGUGAGAGAAAAAAAACACAACCCCAAGGUAACCUAAUAUGAUUUAGGUUGCAUUUCACAUCUAAUGAUAGUUCAAUCAGCAAUCAAGCUCAGAAUUUCUCUUUUAAUCCAGAUACUAGAACAAGGGGGGAUGGGUUGUUUUUUAGUUUUUAUUUAAUUUGUUGCUUUCAACUUUCUUUCUUUUUUUUUUCUUUCUUUCUUUUUCUUUUCUUUUCUCUCGCAUCCUGCAUUCUAUCCCCUACUUAACUUUUUCUGAUAUUUAGCUGAUUUUUAUGGUUAUUUAGCACACAAUUCAGGACUUUUCAGAUCAUGUUUAUAUAAGCACUCCAUGAAGAGCAUCUAAGCUUUUUUUGAGAUGGGCUUUUCAAAUUACAGUAAUUAAAUUCAGAAUAUUUAUUUCCUACAGUUUUUUGCAAGAAUAAGUGAUAAAUAAAGCCCAUGAAAUUUAAUUUUGCCUUGUGACCAAAUUAAAAUUACUGUUGGUGCAAAAACAAAAUCCACACCACAUACACCCUAUCUAAUCUGCUGAGAAAGGUGGUCAGGCCCUUCUAAAUGCUUAACCAAAAACAAACAAAAAGUCAUUAGAGUUUUUGUGUAAAAUAAAAUAAAACUUGGAGCAUUAAAUUGAGGCUGAUGAUUUCAGAUGGAUACUAAGAGAUUGAAGAGAAGUAGGUCCAAUAUUCCCAAGGCAUAAAUUCUUGCCUGGCAACUUUGGAGCAGUUAAUUAGGUAAAGGAUAGUUUUCCCUCAGCAACCUAUGUGUUCAAAGGUUAGGCACACCAUUGCUGUUAUUGAAAUACAUGCACUGCUCAUUCUUGACAUAGCCUGGGCUUGGAUUCCUCUUUUGAUUUGGUUAUUUUGUGUAGCAGUUUAAUCCGUGGAUGACUGAGCCUGUUUCUCUUAGCUUUCUAGUCUCAACAGAAAAAGGAGCUUGGGUUCAGAGCAGUAUAUGACUCUGCAAUAUUUUCUAGCCUAGCUAGAAGUUGCAAUAAAAAUAUUUUAUGAAAUAUAUGGUUUUCAUCUGCAGUUGAAGGAAGUUAUAGAAAGUUUGCUGAAAGCAAAGGGCUAAGCUUAUGAAGGAAUGCCUCCUUUGUUCCACACUCAGUAAUUUGUCACACACAAUUAAUUGCAGCCAUGGUACCUUUUCGCUUGACGUUUGGGGUAUUUGGUAGCCCAGAUUGCUGCAAAAAGGUCCUUUGAGCAAUUAAUUUGUGCUUGCUUUUAUCCCCUCUCAGAAAGGCAUCAUUAAAGGCCCAUUUAAAAAUCUGGCCCUAAAAGUUCAACUUUUGUAGUUUUACUGUUCAGAGAGGUUUAAUCCUGUGUGGUAGUCUAUAAAGUGAUGUAUGAGUUAUGUAAAUUUUGUCAUUGUAGUGUACAUGGAGUGAUCAUUUUACUAACAUAAAUAUUUUCUAUGUGUGUUUCAGUGGAUGACAAUCGAGCAGCAGAAGAAUGGUGUGCCUACCCUUUAAUGCUGCAGUUUAAAUAAGAGAACUUGUAUUGUGUCAUUUCAGAUUGUAG
Leptonychotes weddellii (Weddell seal) is the source of this 4424-nucleotide messenger RNA. The record is from RefSeq and is a predicted model, not a curated record. Lineage: Eukaryota; Metazoa; Chordata; Mammalia; Carnivora; Phocidae.